Messenger RNA from Didymodactylos carnosus, 278 nucleotides. The record is from the annotation of a GenBank genome assembly. NCBI's taxonomy places the organism in Eukaryota, Metazoa, Rotifera, Eurotatoria, Philodinida, Philodinidae.
AUUCAAUUGUUGAAACAAAACGGGUGCCACAUCUUGACGAAAUAACAAAACUUGGAACUAUUAUUGAAAAAAAUGAAUCAUACGAAGUUAGAAUGGAAGCAAAAGGCAAUCGUGAAACAGUUGAAAAAUGUGCCAGUCUGUUAGAACAAUUUAACAGUUUCAAUAUGCACGAGGACGUUCCAUCGGACUCAGAAAAAUGGAAAAGAAAACAAGAUAUUAGAAAAUUGGAACCAAAAACACCGUUAAAGAAUUUAAAUGAGCUUGAACUCGGUGAGUAG